AUGGACCCCUACGAGGAAGAGAACCCAGCUGUGGAAGACCAGCAGGAGAAGGAAAACGAACACAGCAACGAGAAGAUCAUCAAUGAAGAAUACAAGACAUGGAAGAAGAACGCGCCCUUCCUCUAUGAUAUGAUCCUGAGCACAGCUUUGGAAUGGCCAACUCUCACAACCCAGUGGCUUCCAGACAAACAGGAAGUCCCGGAUAAGCCCUAUUCAACCCAUCGCCUGCUUAUCGGCACUCACACUGCUGGCGAUGCCCAGAACUACCUUCAAAUCGCCCACAUACAACUUCCCAACCCCAAUGCCCCCAACCCAGAUGAUUACGAUGACGAGCGUGGAGAGAUUGGUGGAUAUGGUGGUGGAUCGAAGAAACCUCAGAUGGAGAUCAAAUUUAAUAUUGCACAGAAGAUUGACCACAAGGGCGAGGUGAACAAAGCUCGUUAUCAGCCUCAAAACCCUAACAUCAUUGCGACAAUGUGUACCGACGGCCGGGUGAUGAUCUGGGAUCGCUCAAAGCACCCUAGCCAGCCCACGGGGACCGUGAACCCUCAGAUGGAGCUUUUGGGACACGAGGCAGAGGGCUUCGGGUUGAGCUGGAACCCCCAUGAGGCUGGUCAUCUUGCUACUGGUAGCGAAGACAAGACUAUCCGACUCUGGGACCUCACCACAUACACCAAGGGUAACAAGGCCCUUCGGCCUAGCCGCACUUACACUCACCACUCCUCAAUCGUGAAUGAUGUUCAACACCACCCUCUCCACUCAUCUCUAAUUGGAACUGUUUCUGAUGAUAUCACCCUUCAAAUCCUUGAUGUCCGUUCUGCCGAUACUACUCGUGCUGCUGCGAUUGCCGAAGGCCAACAUCGCGAUGCCAUCAACUCCAUCUCUUUCAACCCGGCAGCUGAGACGAUCCUGGCGACCGGCUCGGCAGAUAAGACCAUUGGUCUUUGGGAUCUCCGAAACUUGAAGACCAAGCUCCACUCUUUAGAAGGCCACACGGACUCUGUGCAAUCGAUCUCGUGGCAUCCCUUCGAGGAGUCUGUCCUGGCCAGUUCCAGCUAUGACCGAAAGAUCAUUUUGUUCAUGCAUGGCGGUCAUACCAACCGGAUCUCCGACUUCAGCUGGAACCUUAGCGACCCAUGGGUAUUGUGCUCAGCGGCGGAAGACAACCUCCUUCAGGUAUGGAAGGUGGCGGAUGCCAUCGUGGGCAAGGACCUAGAAGAUGUUCCAACUGAAGAGCUCGAGGCAUGA
This is a messenger RNA of Penicillium malachiteum, 1248 nucleotides long. Its product is annotated as WD repeat RBAP46/RBAP48/MSI1 family protein. The transcript is spliced from 6 exons. The record is from RefSeq and is a predicted model, not a curated record. Bases 1 to 1248 code for a protein of 415 amino acids. Gene Ontology annotation, molecular function: histone binding. Lineage: Eukaryota; Fungi; Ascomycota; Eurotiomycetes; Eurotiales; Aspergillaceae. Gene Ontology annotation, cellular component: Rpd3L-Expanded complex; cytoplasm; Rpd3L complex. Gene Ontology annotation, biological process: regulation of gene expression.